Thlaspi arvense is the source of this 765-nucleotide messenger RNA. NCBI's taxonomy places the organism in Eukaryota, Viridiplantae, Streptophyta, Magnoliopsida, Brassicales, Brassicaceae. The record is from the annotation of a GenBank genome assembly.
AUGCCGAAUAUUCUCUUCGUCGCUCUCCAAUGUUUCGAAUGCUCAACGAUGCAGGUGAAGCAGAAGAAGAAAAGCAGCAACAAGUGGGUUUGUGUGAUUUGCAAUCAGAAGCAAUCGGUACGGAAAGUGUUCGCUCAGGGUUACAAGGCUAAGGAGCUUCGUUUCUUCGUUCAGUCAUUUAACAUGUCCCGGAAAGUUGCCGAUGAAAAGGAACAGACCGUCGCAGAUACAUAUUCGGAGUUUGACGACGAAGGAGAAGUUGAUGAGAAAGUUCCAGAUGUUCGCGGAAAGAAGAGAUCUGAUUGGAGUGAGUAUCUCGAUUCCGAUUCACAUAAUGAUCGGCGAAGUUUAAUUGGAGAGGAAGACGGCGAAGAAGAUCUGAAGAUUGUGACUGAGAUGCCGAACGAUAUGUUUAAAAGGCCUAAACUGAACAAACACUCUCCUGCUACUGCAUCAUCAUCGGUCACAGGGAACGGUGAAAGAAGCGGUGAUGAGCUCUUCAAGACUGCCUUCUCCGGACGCAGCAUCAAAAAGUCAGAUUUUCGUUUAGAUGGAGUAAUGCCGAAAAAGAAGGGUACAGACGAAAGAAGUCUAGAGUCAGGACGAUUUACUAAGCCGGCUUCGAAGUGGGACUCUUACUUGAUAGAUGAAGAUGAUCAUCACGCCUUGAAGGAUGAUGCUGUUUGCGAAUGGGACAGAGCAAUUAUGGAGAUAAGUUCGAGACAUCAGAUAGUUGACGACGAGGUACAUCCAGAUUUUAUAUGA